AUGCGUUUUGCCCAAGCUGUGGCUGCCGCGGUCUUGGUGCUGUCUGGGGUUGCUGGAGCCGUCGACGUCAACCCGCUGCCAGCUCCGAGGUCGAUCGCCUGGGGGAAUUCUGGCCAUCAGUAUCUCUCUCCCUUUGUCCGCUACCAUGGACCGCACAACCAGUGCCUCCAAGAGGCUUGGAACCGUGCCUUCAACGCCAUAGUCAGGCUUCGGUGGACUCCUGCAGUGCGCAACGUCCCAUUCCCGACCUUCGACGAGUUCCCAACCCCGAAAGCGAAGCGAGAGGAGAGCACUUCGAGAAACUCGAUCGCCCAGGUUAAUGUCAAGGUAGACAAUACCAAGGCAAAGCUGUCCCAUGGCGUGGACGAGUCUUACACAUUAGAGAUCAAGGAUGGGUCCGGCAGCAUCGACAUCACUGCCAAAACAGUCUGGGGAGCCCUUCACGCGUUCACAACCCUGCAGCAGCUGGUCAUCGUUGACGAGAGCAACGGAAGACUGAUGGUCGAAGAGCCCGUUGUGAUCAAAGACCAGCCUCUUUACCCCAUUCGAGGUAUCAUGGUUGAUACUGCUCGUAACUUCAUCACCUUAGGCAAGAUCAAGGAACAGCUCGAUGCCAUGGCCCUGUCAAAACUAAAUACCCUUCACUGGCACAUCAGCGAUACCCAAUCUUGGCCGAUCGAGAUCAAGAAGUAUCCCCAGAUGAUCAAAGAUGCUUAUUCCCCCCGCAUGGUCUACAGCCACGGAGAUGUCAAGGAUAUCAUCGAGUAUGCUCGAGCUCGUGGAAUCCGUGUUAUCCCAGAGAUCGACACUCCCGGCCAUUCUUCGUCGGGCUGGAGACAGAUUGACCCAGCAUUGGUAUCUUGCGGCAAUUCCUGGUGGUCCAACGAUGACUGGCCCAAGCAUACCGCCGUCGAACCAAACCCAGGCCAGCUCGAUCCCGCCUACGACAAGACCUACGAGGUCCUCACAAACAUCUACGGCGAGCUGAGCGAUCUCUUCGAAGACGAGAUGUUUCACCUCGGUGGUGACGAGUUGCAGCCCAACUGCUACAACUUCAGCUCUCACGUCACCAAAUGGUUUGCCGAGGACCCCUCCCGUACCUGGAACGACUUGCUAGAGUCGUAUGUUGACAGGCUCUUCCCAGCACUAAAGAAGCGCAAUAACCGCCGUUUCAUCACUUGGGAAGACAUGUUCACUUCUGAAAACAUGCACGCGAAGAAUAUAUCCAAGGAUACCAUCAUGCAGUCAUGGAACAAGGGCAUCGAAAACAUCAAGACCCUCACCUCCAACGGCUUCGAUGUCAUUGUUUCCUCGGCUGAUUUCCUCUACCUCGACUGCGGUAACGGUGGCUGGGUCACCAACGACCCCAGAUACAAUGUCAUGGAGAACCCAGACCCAAAGACUCCAAACUUCAACUACCUUGGUGACGGCGGUUCCUGGUGCGCCCCAUACAAGACCUGGCAGCGUAUCUACGACUAUGACUUUACCGAUGGCCUCAACGAUGCGGAAAAGAAACAUGUCCUCGGUGGUAUCUCUCCUCUCUUCUCAGAGCAAGUGGACGACGUCAUCAUCUCCUCCAAGUUCUGGCCCCGUGCCGCUGCUCUCGCUGAGCUGUUCUGGUCUGGCAACAAGGACGAUAAGGGUCAGAAGCGAACGACACAGAUGUCCAACCGUAUCCUGAAUUUUAGAGAAUACCUUGUUGCCAACGGAAUUGGUGCAUCUCCACUACAGCCCAGAUAUUGCCUCCAGCACCCACACCACUGUGAUCUCUUCCUGAACCAGACCGCAAUCGUAUGA
Molecule: messenger RNA, 1797 nt
Organism: Microsporum canis CBS 113480
Lineage: Eukaryota; Fungi; Ascomycota; Eurotiomycetes; Onygenales; Arthrodermataceae
Product: beta-hexosaminidase
Exons: 1
Coding region: 1-1797 (598 amino acids)
Biological process (GO): glycosaminoglycan metabolic process; carbohydrate metabolic process
Cellular component (GO): membrane
Molecular function (GO): beta-N-acetylhexosaminidase activity
Source: RefSeq, a predicted model, not a curated record